Molecule: messenger RNA, 643 nt
Organism: Drosophila ananassae
Lineage: Eukaryota; Metazoa; Arthropoda; Insecta; Diptera; Drosophilidae
Exons: 2
Coding region: 262-597 (111 amino acids)
Source: RefSeq, a predicted model, not a curated record
UCAUUUCAUAGUUCUUAGUGGCAUUAGAUUAUACAUAUCGAGUGAAGAGCCCUCCGAAAACUUAGUUCACAUAGUUACAUUUAUAAUGAAAGUGUAUUUACCUACUUGGUUUCAAAUAAAAAUCAGUGAUUCAAUAACAGAUGGUGCGAGACAUGUCUUCACUAUGAUUAAAAAUUCUCGAUACUUGCCAAAACGUCUUUUAAAAGUAGUUGAUCCUGUUAUUCAGCUUAUUUCGCGCAUCCUGAAAAUUUGCUUUUGUCUAUGCUCACAGAUGAAAAUCUUAAUGUACGUAAGAUCGGGUUGCAAAGAAUUUUAAAAGCCAGAGAGAAGACUCCUACUGCGGAGACUUCGGUGCGCUCGUUCCUUUUUCCAAAACUAAACUUUAAUGCCACUAAGUACUAUGAAAUGAUCGACUGGUCUUCUACAGCAGUAUCACCUCCUCCAGUACUUAGGAAUGUGUCAAAUGCAGUUUUGGUAUCUUCCAUUGAUAACCAACUAUCAAUCGGUCAAAGCAACUUGCUAAGCUUUCCAUGCCACACUCAAGCAGUACAGCGAACUGUUAAGCUUGUUACUGAAGCGUCGAAGAAGUUUGCCUAAAUUUGAGAACAAGUCCCAGUAUACAACAGACAAAUAAAACAAAAUC